Dissoconium aciculare CBS 342.82 is the source of this 1885-nucleotide messenger RNA. RefSeq names its product Dehydroquinate synthase-like protein. The transcript has a single exon. Gene Ontology annotation, molecular function: metal ion binding; alcohol dehydrogenase (NAD+) activity. Bases 383 to 1735 code for a protein of 450 amino acids. The record is from RefSeq and is a predicted model, not a curated record. Gene Ontology annotation, cellular component: mitochondrion. Lineage: Eukaryota; Fungi; Ascomycota; Dothideomycetes; Mycosphaerellales; Dissoconiaceae.
AGUCAUGCUUCGCAUCGCCAGUGCUCUCCCCAACCCUAAUGUCGUCUUCCCAAGGUCUCGACGAUAUGUACUCUGACUCGAUUGGUGACUGAUGAUGCACAUGCAGAUGGUGGCUGCACGGAACCAACGCAGAUGUUCACUCUCCGCAAGACCCGAUCUUCGCGGUCCCGCAAAUUGAUUAUUUCUUGGUGGGACUCCCAUUGAUGCUGUCAGUAUGUGCCGCUGGUCAUUACUGUUGCUGUGCCCUCCAUUGGGACUGACUCGUGCUGGGAAUGUCGUGCUGACAUCGGCGAGCCUUGUCAGCCGUGCAAAGACUGCUGUACUGUGUUCGUGAUUAUUGAUCAAACGCAGCACACCACGCAAGCUUUGUUCGGCCGGCAAUAUGUCAAUGUUACCCCGGUUGCGUCAAGAUCUGCGGGGUCGGUUGUUAUCAUCGAUAACUUCGUCAACAUCUCGUCUGACAACGACGGCUCCCUUGUCGAGAUUUGCAACGCUUCACGCACCACCAGUCUUGAUCAACAGUCAUGUCGCUCCACAACAUCUCCAGCUCAGGUUGGUUCCUCCGAUUGCAUAUAAACCCCAACGCUGCUACCAAUCUACCACAGCAGAGUCCUCUGAGCAGACCUUGAGUGGCCUCUGGAAGCCCACGCAUCUACAGAAGCUAUUCUAUGGCUCGGGCAGCGUGUCCAACCUGGUGGCUUCCUUGAAAAGCGAAUCGUCUAGAGCGCUGAUCCUCACUGGAAACUCCCUUGCAACCAAGACCCCCCUCAUCAAGCAGGUCGAAGAGCUUCUAGGAUCUCGCCAUGCUGCGACCUUCAGCAAAAUUGGACAGCACGCUCCUGUCAAAGAUAUCGACGCGGCUCUGGAAGUAGUCCUCAAAGACGACAAAAUCGAUACCAUCAUAUCCAUCGGAGGCGGGAGCCCAAUCGAUGCUGCUAAAGCCAUAUCAUUUCGGCUUCACGAAAAGCGCGGACUUUUCCUACACCAUGUCACCAUUCCCACAACCCUCAGCGCUGGCGAAUGUACCUUCAUUGCUGGGUACACUGGAGAGGAUGGUGUCAAGACCAGUGUGGUCCACCCCGAGCUGGCGCCUUCCGUCAUAAUCUAUGACAGCCAAUUCGCCCUUCACACGCCCGAAUGGCUGUUCAUGAGCACUGGCUUGCGCAGUCUGGAUCACGCCGUCGAGCUGCAAUACUAUCCAACAGCCACGGAGAUGCCCUGCCGACAAAUGGCUCUUUACGCAGCUGGCGAGCUAUUCAAGUAUCUGCCCAAGUACAAAGAGAACCCUCGUGACGAAGAAGCUAUCACGAAGUUGCUAUUGGCAGCAUUUGCCUCAUUGGGUUUCAUUGGUCUCAAUGUCCGAGGUGGACUGGGCCUUUCACACACUCUCGGAUAUGCCUUGGGUUCGCCGUACCAGAUUCCACACGGGAUCACAUCCUGCAUGACAUUAGGGCAUGUGGUGAAGCUCAAGGCAGAGACUUCGAAAGAAAAUGCGGCGCAGAUAGCAAGAUUGGCGCCAUUCAUUGGCCUCACAAACUCAGGAAACAAGACGGCUGACGCCACGGCCGUGGGCGAUGCGAUCUUGAAGCUCGUGCGAGAUCUGGGGCUCUUCACGACACUGACAGAGAAAGGUGUCGGAAAAGACAAAGUCCAAACUAUUGUAAGAAUGGCGACCGGCCAGGAGAGCGGGCCGCAGUAUGAAAAGGUGAAGGCCUUGGUUGAAGGUCUCUACUGAGAUGUACAGAUUACUUCGAGACAAGACGAGUUGUGCUCAUGACCUUGUAAAGCGACUCAUUAUGAUAACUUGGUUCUGCUUGACUCUGCCUACCAAAUGGUCCUGUCUGCAUGGGCGUGAUCAUAUCUCACCGCCCAGAUUGUGACCCAG